AUGCAUUCAGGCUUCCAGGCUUCCAUCAAAGAGCUCUCCGCCUUCGUCGCCUACGAAGCCGACGCGGCGAGGCUUGAUGGCGCCACCCCAGAGGCCUUUCGCGCCGCCUGGGGCCGGCUACCUCCCGAAGGCCAGGCAGCUUGGGUACCGCGUCAGCCACGUCGAAAACUCGCCAUGGGCAAGAAGUGGGCGCUCCUGUUGUCCCGCAGCACCGCCGACCAGCAUGAAGCCUGGGAGGCCCUCGACAUCCUGUUCAGCGUCCGGAGGCCAUGGCAAGUCUGCGCCGACGCCCUCGAGGAGCAGCCCGGGACCUCCAGCGAGAUCGAGAGCGACAGCGAGGCCGAGCCAGAGGCCCUGCAUUCGGGAACGCUGGCGGGCCGGGCGCAGCGCCCUCUGAGGCCCACCCGAGGCGGCACGCUCCCUUUCAGAAAAAGGUGCGUUUUCUGGACAACCUCUGAGGCACUGAAGCACCCCCCACCUCCUUCACUUUCCUCGCCUUUCCUAGCUCACCGCAGCCCCCGAGGCGGCCGCGCCUGUUCGCAUGGGCUCUGGGUAUAG
This is a messenger RNA of Prorocentrum cordatum, 558 nucleotides long. The record is from the annotation of a GenBank genome assembly. NCBI's taxonomy places the organism in Eukaryota, Dinophyceae, Prorocentrales, Prorocentraceae.